Entamoeba dispar SAW760 is the source of this 588-nucleotide messenger RNA. RefSeq lists its product as uncharacterized. Lineage: Eukaryota; Evosea; Mastigamoebida; Endamoebidae. The record is from RefSeq and is a predicted model, not a curated record. The transcript is spliced from 2 exons. Bases 1 to 588 code for a protein of 195 amino acids.
AUGGGUCUAUUCUCUGUUAUAACAAGAUACAAUUUAGUUGCUUUUCUUUGUGCUUGUUUUUCAAUAGUUGCAUUUAUCCUUAAUACACUUUCUUUUUUCUUACCAUGGGUUGAAAAUAAAGAUUAUCUCAAAGAAGAAGCAAUGUGCAAUUCAAUUUUUCCACCAUUUAAUGGUAUUUCAAUACAACCUUCAUGUGUUAAAACACACGUUUGGGAUGAUAGUAUCUUCCAAGUUGCUAAUUAUAUAACAAGUGUUUUAUUAUUUAUUACAUUAAUUAUUACUUUCAUUUCAAUUCUAUUUGAUUGUUCCCAAAUGAAUAAACGUAAAUGUAUUUGUUUAAUUCUUCCACAAAAAUUAAAAUAUUUAAGUAUUUUAUCAUUCUUUAUUAAUUUUGUUUCAUUAAAUAUAUUUAUGUUCUUAUUCUUUAAAGAUACACAAAAAUUAACUGAAGCAACAGGUGGAUCAUUAGUUGAAGUUUCAUGGGGAUUUUGGUGUAGUUUCUUUUCUUCAUUAAUUCUUCUUCUUGCAGGAUUUAUUAAUGUUUCUUUCUCCUCUCCUCCAAUUCAAAAACGAAUUUUUAUUUCUUAA